Fusarium falciforme is the source of this 231-nucleotide messenger RNA. RefSeq lists its product as hypothetical. NCBI's taxonomy places the organism in Eukaryota, Fungi, Ascomycota, Sordariomycetes, Hypocreales, Nectriaceae. Bases 1 to 231 code for a protein of 76 amino acids. The record is from RefSeq and is a predicted model, not a curated record. The transcript has 2 exons.
AUGACAGAGACUACGGACAUCGGGAGAGAGGAAAUCGAGAAUUGGCUUCUCGAGGUAGCUAACCCUCUUCGACAUCUGCAGUAUCACCGUGGCAGUAAGAGCCUUGACGCAGAUUUAUGGCUUGAUAAUUUCUACACAGAGGACAUCAGUUUGCAAUAUGCGAACCUCCCUGUUCUUUCCGGGGUUAGUGUUCGACAGGUACGUGUUGUAUACCCUGACGCAUUGUCAUAA